Drosophila eugracilis is the source of this 2284-nucleotide messenger RNA. RefSeq names its product putative inorganic phosphate cotransporter (gene MFS14). The record is from RefSeq and is a predicted model, not a curated record. Lineage: Eukaryota; Metazoa; Arthropoda; Insecta; Diptera; Drosophilidae. The transcript is spliced from 4 exons. Gene Ontology annotation, cellular component: plasma membrane. Gene Ontology annotation, molecular function: transmembrane transporter activity. The coding region runs from base 298 to 1779 and encodes 493 amino acids. Gene Ontology annotation, biological process: monoatomic anion transport; transmembrane transport.
GUUACUCAAGCAGUCGCAGUCGUUCGCCAGAACGUUCAAAACCCGCUCGUCGCCGAACUGAAAAAUCGCUUUUGAAAAGUCCUACGCCCAGAAUCUCUGGAUCCCGUAAUCGUUUCCAAACUGAAACAGAAAAACACGCGUAUAGAAAGUCGACCAAACACAUGUGCUGUAAUUUUAUGCCGGAACCGGAAAAAGCUUCGCGAAAUAACCGAAAAAUUCCAGUGACCAAAACGUGAACGUUAACGUUUUUCGAAAAAAUCUAUAAAAAAAUAUAUAAACUCAACCCGCGCCGCACACAUGACAACUAAAUUGACCAUGGUGAAAACGGGUGGUAAAUACGCCAACGAGAAAUUCAUCGGGGUGAGGCAUGUGCAAUGUCUCCUGUGCUUCUUCUGCCUGGCGAUGAGCUACGCCUGGCGGGUGAACAUCAGUGUGGCCCUGGUGGCCAUGACUGACAAUAGCACCAACCUGGCCAAGAACGUCACCGAUCCUAGUAACACCGAAUUCGAUCUUUUUAAUUCCGAGCGCUACUACAACUUUACACAGACGCAGAAGGCAAGCAUGCAAGGAAGCUUUUUCUGGGGCUACAUAGUGACCCAGGUGCCAGGUGGCUACUUCGCACAGCGCUACGGGGCAAAGACCAUGCUACUGUACGGGUUGGGCAUUGCCGCUAUGAUCACGAUUCUGUCACCAGCGUCCCUGCAAUUCGGAUGGAUCGCCUUUGAUGCCAUGCGAUUCGUCAUGGGUCUGAGCCAGGGUGCAGUCCAUCCGGCAACGCAUGCGCUGUUGUCUAAGUGGUCACCCGCCGAAGAACGAGGAAUGUUAGGAACGCUUUGCUAUUCUGGUGCUCAGUUCGGAACAGUGGUGAUGUUGGCUACGAGUGGUUAUAUUGCGGACUCCUUCUUGGGCUGGCCAAGUAUCUUUUAUUUGGGUGGAGCUGCUGGAGUCGUGUGGAUGGUGAUGUGGUACCUCUUCUCGGCGAGCACGCCCGAAGAGCACCGCCUUAUUUCUCCCGGAGAACUCAAGUACAUCAUGGAUUCACGUAGCGAUGGCAAGAUUCAAUCCGCUGAAAAACUAGCACCCACGCCCUGGAGGGCCAUCUUCAGUUCGCCACCGUUUUUAUCCCUCCUGGUGGUACACUGCACCCAUUUGUUCGGUUAUUGGCUACUGCUCACCCAGAUACCCACCUACAUGAAGAAGAUCUAUAACGUGGAUAUUAAGCAGAGUGCGCUGCUCUCUUCGCUUCCCUACAUGGCAAUGCUCCUGAUGAGCUUUUUCUUUGUCUGGCUGUCGAAGGUGUUGCAGAAGAAGGAAGGUCUCUCGUUGUCCCUCAACAGGAAAAUCUUCAACUCCAUUGGCCACUGGGUACCCAUGAUCUCUCUGAUCGCCCUGGGCUAUGUGCCCGCAGACAAUGCUCCCUUGGCGGUUACGUUGCUCACAUUGGCCGUUGGAAUUACUGGAGCCACCUUCUUGGGCUUCCAGGUGAACCACAUCGAUUUGUCUCCGAAUUACGCUGGCACCCUGAUGGGUCUUACGAAUGGAGCGGCAAAUGUGAUGAGUGGAAUUGCACCAAUGAUCGUUGGAUUCAUUGUCAUUGAUGAUUCAAACGUUGAUGAGUGGCGAUGGGUUUUCCUAUUGGUCGCCGCCUUCUACUUCUUUGGCAAUCUUAUGUUCGUUAUCUUCGGACGCACUGAGGUCCAGUGGUGGGACUCACCACGGGACAGUAAGCAGGAUGUGGAGCAGGGCACUCCCCUCGCACCAAAUGGCCAGGUCAAAUAAAAACCUUGCAUGGGUUGGCAUACCCACACCGCAUCCAGAAUCAUCCGGGCUGUUGUUUCUUAGUUUCGUAGUUAGUUAGUUAGUUAGUUAGAGAUCAGACGAGCUGAAAGUUAACUUUAGUGACAAUCGCGUGCUUCCAUUAGCGAUAUUAUACGGUAAUUGCUUAGUCCUAAGGCAGCGUAAAUUAUUAUUGUUUGCAGUAUUUUCCAUUAUGUACAUAAACAAAAGAAAAACGAAUGAAAACAAACAACAAAACAAUUAAAUUUGCAACUUUAGAAAACGUUCAGUGUAAAUAGGGACAAAGCCCGCGACGAGUGUACUCGCUGCUGCAAUAUCAAGUCUAGUAAUUGUUAUGUUUUAGUCUUAAGUUAGGAAUUAACAAAAACCAAACUUGUGAUGAAAAGAGUAAACUUAAAAAAGUGGUUUGCAAAAAAAGAAUGAUAAAGACAAUACUAGCCAUGAAUAAAACAGCUCAACUUGCAGCUGCAAAAGAAUUAAACUAUAA